UUUGAAAGCUGAGCAACUUGGCGAAAUACCACUUCUGACAAUCAUUACUUUUUUCCCCUUCCUGUCUUAGACUACUGCAUCGAUAAGUGACUGAAUCAUAUCGAAGUUUUUUAAUCUAUCAUCUUUCGAAAGGAAGAAGAAACGAAGAACCUAUCUAUAUAUAAUCUACUACACGCCUCAGUUCAACAAGAAAGAGAGAAAAUGGCUAGGCGUGGUAUGAUACAUGUCCUCUUCGUAAUCAUUUUCGCCCUCACAAACACUUCAGACUCUCUACACCAAAAGCCUCAAGCUUUUCUACAACCUAUUCUUAAAGACAUCACCACAAAUCUCUACUACUCUCCCUUAUCCAUAGGCGCCAACGUGCAUAACAUCAAUCUCGCCAUCGACCUGGAUGGCUCCGCGCCAUUGUUGCUAACCUGCGCCGCUGCCGCCAAAUCCAGCUCUUACCACCCUAUCAAAUGCGGUUCCUCUAGAUGCAUACAAGCCAAACCUGACCCUCUCUCCUGUCCCACCAAUACCUCCAAGAAAACCACAUGUCACAAGUCCUUUUCCACUUCCUUCACUGAGAAACCCCUCAAAGCUCGUCUCCUCCGAGAUACCGUAUCUUUGCUAUACACCGACAACGGCUUCACCUAUAUUGGCGGUGGUAUCGAUAUGACUAUGACUAUAGCUUGCACCGACGUUAACGUUGACCCCUUAGUUAAACCCUUCCCGUCGAUCGUUGUUGGGACGUUGGGUCUCGCUAAGACCCAUAUGGCGCUUCCUUCACAGGUCGUUUCUUUAUACAAACUCCCCAUGAAGGUGGCUCUCUGUUUACCUUCACCAAACUCUGGAGAGUCCUCUGGAUCUGGUUCUCUUUUCAUUGGUGGUGGUCCUUACUUCAUGGCACUUUACCCUGAAGAUAUCUCAAAGAUCUUUGCCUCAACACCUCUACUUCCUAGUGACCAGUCUCGUGGUGAGUACUUCAUCGAUGUGAACUACAUCCAAAUCAGUGGAAAGAUUGUUCCAUUUUCCAAGAAAAGCACAAAGAUCUGCACUUUGGCUCCUUACACGGUCUUGCAUAGUUCUAUAUACAAAGCUCUAGUCCUAGCCUUCGCGGAAAAAGCCAAGAUGACUGAAGUUCCGGCAGUGAAGCCUUUUGGUUCAUGCUUCAGCUCAAAAGGACUCGGGAGGUGGAUGAUGGGAAGUCGUGUUCCUGUGAUCGAGCUAGUGCUGCGUGGUGGGUCUAAGUGGAAGAUUUACGGAUCCAAUUCCCUUGUGAAGGUGAGUAAAGAUGUGGUUUGCUUAGGAUUUAUGGACGGAGGUAUGAAUCUGCCGAUGGACAUGAUAAUCGGAGGUUAUCAGAUGGAAGAUAAUUUUGUGGAGUUUGAUGUAGAAGCUUCUAAGUUCUCUUUCACUUCUUCUCUUUUGCUUAUUAACUCUUCUUGCUCACAGUCGAGACACUUCUGAUUCGAGUCUUGUCUUUGUUUGGUCUGUAAUGUUUGAAGAUCUGCAAGAUUAUCUUUGCUUUUGAAAUACGACAGUCAAACUAUCACAUAGCA
Messenger RNA from Raphanus sativus (radish), 1541 nucleotides. Its product is annotated as probable aspartic proteinase GIP2. The transcript has a single exon. Lineage: Eukaryota; Viridiplantae; Streptophyta; Magnoliopsida; Brassicales; Brassicaceae. Bases 202 to 1449 code for a protein of 415 amino acids. Gene Ontology annotation, molecular function: aspartic-type endopeptidase activity. Gene Ontology annotation, biological process: proteolysis. The record is from RefSeq and is a predicted model, not a curated record.